This is a messenger RNA of Haliotis rubra (blacklip abalone), 3947 nucleotides long. Its product is annotated as junction-mediating and -regulatory protein-like. Lineage: Eukaryota; Metazoa; Mollusca; Gastropoda; Lepetellida; Haliotidae. Gene Ontology annotation, biological process: Arp2/3 complex-mediated actin nucleation. Gene Ontology annotation, cellular component: cytoplasm. The record is from RefSeq and is a predicted model, not a curated record. Gene Ontology annotation, molecular function: Arp2/3 complex binding.
GAUAUAUAUUGAUAUAUAUAUUGCAUGUACAUGACGGUGGACUGUUCAGACCCACAGUCCAGUGAUUAUGUUUACGGUUAUUCGCUGGUGAGAACAGCUGAUAGGUUUAUUCAUAAUGGAGGAAAGAACAACUUCCAGGGUCUGCUGGGGACAGUGUAAGCCUCAGCAGGGGAGGAUGGAAUGUGACCAGAUGGACUCGCUGGAGGGGUGGGUAGCUAUUAAGGAGAGUCCAUUUGCAGACCACUUGCUCCCACCUCGUAUGACAUUCCUUGUGGCAUGGAAUGAUGUAGAGAAAAAGGUGGCUAUUUCAUGUCGACUCCGGAGCCGUGUUGCUAGGGAUACAGAAGACUGUAAGAGUCGGUCAGGAUUGUUUACUUUCCAGGAACUGAAAGGAAUCCAUGAACUCUUCUGUUUAGUCCAUCCUUCGUUAAGUUCAUUUCUGCCAGAACUACCUGAAAUUCCUCAAGGGUUGUGGGCCUAUGUGUACUAUCAGGAAACACCUGAAAACAUUGACAAGCUCUGCGUCCAACUUGAAGAGUAUCUUGCAGUUGCCUUGGAGACGUGUAAAGAGAAGCUUUUGAUGUCAACAUUGUUUGAAGAGCAGAAUGCUGAUGAUUAUUUUGAGAACAUUAGUGAGUUCCGUCGUCAAGGUUAUGAGGAAGUUGUGCGAAAUGCUGAAGAAGAGCUUAAGAAUUUACAGUUUGAACGUCAGCACUGUGUGACAAUGACAGAGAUGCAGAUGGUUUAUGAACUUGAAGAUGAGGCCAUAUUCAAACUUAACAUCCAUCUGGCGGAGCUAUACAACUACCAACUACAGCCCUUCCUUGAUCUCCGGGAAGCUGCACUAACCAAGGUCAAGGAGGCUCGGAUGCAGCUGCAGAAUGUCAACAUCGGUGAUCGGGUCAAAAAAGAGUACGCUCAAAUGUUCAGUGAAUGGCAGGGACAUUACGAACAAGCACUGAGCACAAUUCAGGAAAUCUAUGUUAAAUAUUAUGAGAGAACAAGCAACAUAUAUUCAGACAUAGUAUCAUCAAUGAACAGGGAUAAGAAGCAGUUCGGGAAAAGUUCCUUUGAUUUGAUUGGAGCUGAAAGACUUCUAAGGGUUCAGGAGGAUCUCUCGCUGGAGAAACUGCAGCUGCUGCACAACAAGAGGAAGCAGAUGGUUCAGGAGCGAGACAAGGUGAAGGAACAGAUUGCGAGCGUAGAGGAGUCACCACAGGCACUGCAGCAGGUGGAGCGUCUGGAGAGGCGGGUGAUGGAAUGGCAGGAGAAGGUGUUCAACAUCCAAAUGCUGGUCCUGGAGGAAGAGGAGGCCCUCGUCAUGACACAGAUGACUGCACGGACCCGUCAAGUUGCAGCUGCUGAGCAGGAGCAGGUGUUCUAUGAUGCAGUGGAAGAAGCCAGCCUCAUUGACCCGUCCCUGUACGAUCCGGAGGAGGAGAUGGAGGACAACAUCCAUGGAAAGAUUGAUCCUGCUAUACUCCAGCUGAAGUCAAAACGGGCUGACAUACAGAAACGCAGGAUCAACCUACGUAAACGGAAGGCAACAUUAGAGGUGCAGAAGAACAAGAAGGUGAAUCACCAGAAGGAGACAGCAGAAAAGCAAAAACAUCACCAUGGACCACAGAUGAAAAGAGAUCUGAGGAAAGAUGAAGAAGGCAGAAAGAUGGAUUUUAUUCAAGAAGAAAGGCAGAAGACUAUUGAUAGACUCAAAUCCUACAAAGUUAAAUACCCAACACCAGCCACAAUCAAGCCACCUCGAUACCAACCACCAAGCCAGAGAAAAGGAUCGCCAGGUGGUAACGAUACUCUGUCCCUUCAAGUUAAAUCAAGGGGAAGCAACUCCCUCGCUAGUAAUAAAGGUUCUGCCAGACCAUCGCCCAGAGACAGAAAGAAGUUUGUGAGGCCUGCAGUUGCCAAGGACACCACUGACUCAGGUGUCACAAUCUUCGUUAAUGGACAGACUCUAACAGGAUCCAUGUUGGAAAAUGAUACAGCCACUUCUAUGCCACCUCAAAGUAGCAAUCCACCUCCAAGUGGGCCUCCACCACCGCCUCCACCACCACCACCACCACCACCACCUCCUCCUCCUCCUCCACCCCCCCCAAUCCCAACAGGUGCCCCUUCUCACCUCACUGGAGCUGGGUCACAAGGGUCUUCUCCAUUUGGUAACCUGGAAGAAGCACGGAACAGACUGAAGAAGUCAUCUGCUGCAGACGCGAAACCGUCUCUCCAGUUAUCUGGGGGGCCACCGUCAGUGCAGUCUUUGUUGGCAGGCAGGAAUCAGCUGAAGCCGUUGUUGGAGAGACCAGAGAAAACAUCACAGUCAGAUCCACUGGGAGACAUAUUUGGCAUGAUAAAGAAGGGCAUUAAACUUCGUCCAGUACAGCGUGAGGGGAGUGAGGACAUGCCAUCUCUGGUCAGCAGACCUCCAAGUGAAGACCAUCUGCAGAUGCUGAAGAACAGACUGACCAAGAUCAACCAGAUGACCCAUGGCAGUUCCCCAGAGAGAGAAGACAGCGAUGACAACAGCUUUGACGACUAACUGCAAAGUGGUAUCUCUAUGAAUAUUGCUGAAAGAAUAAUCUAUUACAGGAGGGGGUUGGUCAGAGGUUUUUGAUGGACUAAUGUAAUGAAAAUUUUGAGCCUGCUCUUUAAGACAAAAUGCAUAAUCUCUUUAUAUUUUGCUAUAAAAUGGACAUUUUUCAUGAUCCUCCCCAAAAGUGUAUUAUUGUAUUUGACCAUCACUCACUCAUAUGUUCAAAUGAACAUUCUAAAUUCCCUCUGACUCAUCAUCCAGGUAAUAACGACUGCUCCCUAACAUAAGCACUCAAAAGUGCAUGUUGAAGUAUUAGGAAUGUACACGCCUUCAAAUGUAGCAGCAGCGUUUUUAUAAUUAUUACUUAUACUAAUGGACUAAAGACAGCUCAUCUUUUGCCUCCUUUAAACCUUUAAAACAUUACUUGUUUGAAAAAUAAUUACAAAUAUAUGUUGAGUAUUCUUUAAAUAAAUAGUGUAAAUAGUUUCUAUAUUGGUCUGUGGAAUGUCAAAAUGAUGAUUGUAAACGGCCCUCUCCCAAAGAUCACUGUCAUGCAGGAUACAGGGCUGUAACAGCAUCCCUGUGUGUUUGAUGUCCUGUCAUAGUCUAUCAGACUGCAGCCCAUUGAAUGGUUGUCACCAAGCACUGCCUCGUCCAUAAGUCCUUAUUGCUUUCAGUGCAGAGGUAUUUUAACAUUGAAUGCAGUGCAAUUAGAAUUUUCUAUUGAUUGUUAUUGUCAUCAGUACAAAAGGCAUUUUCACCUUCACAUACAUAAAGCAGUAGCUAUGAUAAUAAUUAGAGGAAAGUUCCAUUUUGAGUAUGUUUAUGCAGUAUUUACACCAAUGACCCACUGUCAGCCAGUGUGAAUGCCGACAUGACGUCUCUCAUGAAUUUAACAGAAAAUGAACCAGUGUAUAGAUAUGGCAAAGAAAGAGAUGCUGAACUGUGAGUAAUGGUUAACAGGAUAUGGCUUGUCAUUUGGUAGUCAUAUAGGAUAUUUAAUCAGAUUUAUUUCCCACCAACAGUUUUUUCCCUUUGAAUAACAUUCUCUGCACAUGAAAUGUGAACAUUGCCGUCUUGAAAGUCUUCACCACAUCAGCAAUACGAGAAUAUUGCUAUUUCACCAUAUACAGGAAUCAUUGUGUCACAAAUCUUGUUUUAAAUUGUUUUAAUUGUUAUUGUGAUAGUAAUUUGUAAAUACCCUUAUUGUACAGACUAUAAUUGUACCACAGCCAUGUGUUAGAUGUAAUUUAUCCUAUUUAUUAUGAUUUUGUUGUGCGUGUAAUAAUGGUUUCCCAUGUAAGACUUUUAAAUCGUUUAAUUUUGUUAUUAUUUUAAGCCAUAGUCAGCUUGAUCUUUUUAAGCAUGGUGUGUCAUAUGGGAAAAUAAUAAAUGUAUCAAUGAAAUA